Messenger RNA from Paracoccidioides brasiliensis Pb18, 282 nucleotides. RefSeq lists its product as uncharacterized. The transcript has a single exon. Bases 1 to 282 code for a protein of 93 amino acids. The record is from RefSeq and is a predicted model, not a curated record.
AUGCUCGACAUUGUCAAGGUUGGAAACAUUAUAGCCGCUGGAGAAACGCACAAUGCCCAACCUGAAAGUAGUUCUGGUAAGAUCUUUCUCCCAGCCGAGCCGGACUUGCCCUUUGCUGAUAUUAGGAUAGGCGACAGCAUAUCAAGAAAAUUCACACCAUAUUUGAAGCAGAGUCCGGCGAAGAUCAGGGACCUACAAGAAGAAGUGCAGCGCCUGAAGAAGUGGAACACCGAGCUAGAAAUCAAACACCGUGCAGAUCAACAAGGAGAUACGCAGGCUUAA